CGUCUCAACCUCCAGCCUCUCCCAGAGCCAGCAGUCACAAGAUCACGAGCUCGCAAGUCUACCGAACCCGUGGUCAUCGACGCGCCAACACUCGCAUUGCAACAAAUUUCGCUUUUAGCUCGCCGUCGCCGCUCGGCCCGCUCUUGCUCUCUCUCUUGCGGUCGGCAGCAAGAGAGCACCACUUUUGUCCCCUGUUUCUUGAAGCAGAGCUGCGGGUUUUCUUUCUCCUUCUCUCUGUUUGCCGGCGGCCAUGGGAGGAGGAGCUUCGAGGCUCGGGCUGCCGCAGUUGAUGGCGGUCGUGUUUAUUCUACUGGCAUUGUGUGGUUUCGGUGUCCAUGGAAGGAACCACAUCCACAAGAGACCGCACGGCGGUGGCGGAGGCCGGAGCAGGAGCGGCGGCAGGGGAGGCUCGGUGGUGUCGUCCCCCGCGGUUCCGCCGGCGGACGAGCAGACGCAGCCGGCGACGCCCCCGCCUGGCAUUGUGCCCUCCGACCCGGCCGUCCCCGCCCAGCCGGAGCAGUGCGUGUUCGACGUCCGGGCGUUCGGCGCGGCGGGCGACGGCACGACGGACGACACCGAGGCGUUCCGGGCGGCGUGGAGGGCAGCUUGCGCCGUCGAGUCGGCCGUGAUCCUGGUGCCGUCCGACGGCACGUUCACCAUCACCACCACCACAUUCGCCGGGCCCUGCAAGCCGGGCCUCGUCUUCCAGGUGGAUGGGGUGCUGAUGCCGCCGGACGGGCCGGACUGCUGGCCAGCGUCGGAUAACCGGCGGCAGUGGGUCGUCUUCUCCAACCUCGACGGCCUGACGCUGCGCGGGGCCGGCACGAUCGAGGGCAACGGCGAGGGCUGGUGGAACCUCCCCUGCAAGCCUCACAGGGGUCCGAACGGGUCGACGCUGCGCGGCCCGUGCGACAGCCCGACGCUGGUGAGGUUCUUCAUGAGCCGGAACCUGGCGGUGGAGGGCCUGAGGGUGGAGAACAGCCCGGAGUUCCAUUUCCGGUUCGACGGCUGCAGCGACGUCCGCGUCGACGGGCUCUCCAUCAGGUCGCCGGCGAGCAGCCCCAACACCGACGGCAUCCACGUCGAGAACACCGAGCGCGUUGCCAUCUACAACUCCAUGAUCAGCAACGGGGAUGACUGCAUCUCGAUUGGAACCGGGAGCUACGACGUCGACAUACAAAAUGUUACUUGCGGUCCUGGACACGGCAUAAGCAUCGGGAGCCUGGGGGUGCACAACUCGCAGGCGUGCGUGGCGAACGUGACGGUGCGGAACGCGGUGAUCCGGAACUCGGACAACGGGCUGCGCAUCAAGACGUGGCAGGGCGGCAUGGGGUCGGUGUCCGGGAUCAGCUUCGACACGGUGGCCAUGGAGAACGUGCGCAACUGCAUCAUCAUCGACCAGUACUACUGCCUGGACAAGCGGUGCAUGAACCAGUCCACCGCCGUGCACGUCACCGACGUCUCCUACGCCAACGUCCGGGGCUCCUACGACGUCCGCGCCGCGCCCAUCCACUUCGCCUGCAGCGACACCGUCCCCUGCACCAACAUCACCAUGUCCGAGGUCGAGCUGCUCCCCUUCAGCGGCGAGCUCGUCGACGACCCCUUCUGCUGGAGUGCCUACGGCCUCCAGCAGACGCCCACCAUCCCUCCCAUCUACUGCCUCCAGGACGGCCUGCCCGAUUCGCUCCUCCUCGACAACCCGGAUCUCAGAUGCCGAUGAUCCUACUGGCUAAUUAUUAUUGCUGCAACUAGUUUUAGUCUUGAGUUUCGUGGAGUUGUACAUGUCAUGUGUGGCGCUUCUGCUCCCGCUGCUCCCGGCCGAUAUUGAUUUUCUCGCCUUAUUGCUGCUUCCAAUUCAACUUGCAUUUCACAUUUUUGUAAAAAUCAGUAUCAUAAUUGGUGGAACAGUAAAUCACUCCUACGUUACGAAAUAUGUAGUACACUGAGGCUGGUAAUGGGUCGAGCACAUUGAGUCAUUUCACAGCCUUAUUUAGCUAUAAACGUGGUGUGAAUGGCUAGGAAUACACUAUGUGAAUGGUCCUGCCACGUCCUUUUUGCACGGGAUGUCGGGGGUGACAUACUAGCGUAUGGGUAUGUACGUGGGACUAUGUAUUGUUGGUAAGUUGUACACCUUUGAUCUUACUAAAACUGUUUAAUCAAUCGCACAUGCA
This is a messenger RNA of Oryza brachyantha (malo sina), 2171 nucleotides long. Its product is annotated as polygalacturonase At1g48100. Gene Ontology annotation, molecular function: polygalacturonase activity. Lineage: Eukaryota; Viridiplantae; Streptophyta; Magnoliopsida; Poales; Poaceae. Gene Ontology annotation, biological process: carbohydrate metabolic process. The coding region runs from base 251 to 1720 and encodes 489 amino acids. The record is from RefSeq and is a predicted model, not a curated record. The transcript is spliced from 6 exons.